AUGUCCUCUGGAGCCUCCUACUUCAGAGUGGGGGCCCAAGUGGUCUGUGAGGAGACCAACUGCUAUAGGGUCCUACCAAUAGGCUCCACUGUCAGAGUAAAAUACGUACUGGUGGACUCAAACAGCAAAACAAUACGUUCUGAAACUAGCUGGUGCCCAACCUCGAUGUCCUGGUCCUCCAUAGAUGAGUUUAUAGGGAAGCGCUCUGGUGGAAUGGUGGUCAUCACAGUCAUCUCUUCCUGUCUGCUGGCUGUCCUGCUACUACUGCUGGGAGCUGUGCUGCUGCUGGACGGAUUUAAGUAUGUUCUCAUCAACCCAGCGAACAAGACGGUUGUUGCGGAGUCUGUCUGGUCCAACAACAUCACUCUUUACUCUUUUGUGUCUCUGGAUUAUAUUCCUGAGAUCCUCCCCUAUGAGGCGAGCGGCAGGGUAACCAGCAGUACCAUUGUGCUGGGCCAGCCUCUGUGCUACUUCAACACACUGACCCAGCUCAAAUGCAGUCAAAGCACCUGUCAAGUAUGGGCUGCCAUCGCCUCUGGACCAGGCGUCAACAACUUUGACAUUGACAAGCUGGAACCAGUACAGAUCGUCAGUGCCUCUCCAUACCCUAUGGCCUUCAGCAGUCAGACUAAUAGAAUGUAUUUCGUCACCAAAUUGGGACGCCCUAAGGACUUCCCCUGUGACCAGUUGCCUGGCAUCAAGUACUUCAGAGUAGGUGCGGCGGGAAACUGCACCAGCACCAACUGCAAUGGGGUCCUACCUCCGGAUUCCACUGUCAGGGUGAAGUACAUCCUCAUUGAUCCAGUCUCCAGAGGCGUGGUCUCGGAGUCUAAAUGGUCAUAUCCCAUUUCUCUAACAUCAAUGAAGUCCUGGUCCUCCAUAGAUGAGUGGAUAGGGAAGCGCUCUGGUGGAAUGGUGGUCAUCACAGUCAUCUCUUCCUGUCUGCUGGCUGUCCUGCUACUACUGCUGGGAGCUGUGCUGCUGCUGGACUGUUUGGGAUCAUUCCGUCGAGGCCAUGACAUCACCACUUGACAUGGGAUACUGGGACAAUACUCAUACUAACUUCCUCCACUCUCAGACCAGUCCAGCACUCCUCAAGACAUGUAUGUGACCAUUGAUGUGGAUACUCACUGUGCAACUAGCAUAGCCCUAGGAUAGAAAGAUGCGUAUGGUUAUACCUUAUGUUAAUGUUCGGAUGCCAUUUCUACAUUGCCUUGCAAAAGUAUUCAGACCCCUUGGAUUACUUCACAUUUUAUUGUGUUACAAAGAUAAAAAUGGAUGUAAUUGUCCUUUUUUUGUCAACAAUCUACACAAAAUACUCUGUCCAAGUCGAAGACAAAUUCUAACAUUUCUUAAAGAUUAAUAAAAACAAUGAUCAAUCA
Coregonus clupeaformis (lake whitefish) is the source of this 1382-nucleotide messenger RNA. RefSeq names its product uroplakin-3b. NCBI's taxonomy places the organism in Eukaryota, Metazoa, Chordata, Actinopteri, Salmoniformes, Salmonidae. The coding region runs from base 1 to 1032 and encodes 343 amino acids. The transcript is spliced from 9 exons. The record is from RefSeq and is a predicted model, not a curated record.